This is a messenger RNA of Dimorphilus gyrociliatus, 2152 nucleotides long. The record is from the annotation of a GenBank genome assembly. Lineage: Eukaryota; Metazoa; Annelida; Polychaeta; Dinophilidae.
ACAUGAAAAACAGCGCCAUCUUCGGCUGCAUUUUUGUUCGGAAAUUCUUGGAGAUUGAAAAAACUUAUCAUAUACAAAUCGGCAACCAUAAUUACGUAAAUAUCUUUGCUAAAUGAUGGGUUGUUUAUUUAGCAGUGGAUCUGGCAAACCGGAAGAAUUGUCACCCGAGCCAAAAAAGCAAUUUUCUUGGGAUAAGAGGCCAAAAGUAAACGUUGAUGAUAUUAGUUUUAAAGAUCGCGAAAAUGAAACACUUGUUAAAUUACCAAAUUCCCUCAAGGGCUCUCAAUUCAUUAUAAAGAACCUGAAAAAUUGCACUGUUUAUCUUCUUGAUCACAUGAAUACGGUUACUGUUGAUGAUUGCGAAGAUUGUAAAAUUUUUAUCGGUCCGAUUAAGACAAGCAUUUUUGUACGAGAUUGUAAGAAUAUGAAAUUAAUGGCUGCUUGUCAACAAUUCCGAACAAGGGAUUGCAGCAAAAUGGAUUGCUUUUUGUGCUGUACAUCACAACCAAUAAUCGAGUCAACCAUUAACGUAAGAUUCGGCUGUAUGCAAGUCUACUAUCCAGAAUUCCAAUCACAAAUGGAUGAGGCUGGACUCAGUAUCUACAAUAACAAGUGGAGUUCAAUACACGACUUUACUCCAGUUCCUGGAGAAGACAAUUACACCCUACUAUCAACGAAAGACACGAACGAUCUCAGCUCAUACAUUCCACUUCCGCCUGAUACAGAAGAGUUUUCAACAGUCCACGGAAAGAUAUCCUUCGAAAAGAAUCAAAGUGUCAUUCCAUUAAGCUAUGGUAUAAAAUGUAAAGGCGAAGAAGAUAGUUGUCUGGUCAUCUUUUUUCACCAGCCAACUCAGAAAGAAAUAUGCGCUAAUUUCACAAAAAAAAUGAAUGACGAACACCCUAGUUGCCGAUUGUUAAGGAGUAAAGAAAUUGGUCUGAAACCGGCGGAAUGCAGAGCAGUAUUUGGUGAUGAUAAUAGAUACGAAGAGCUUAUAAAAAUCGGCGAAGAAAUGCAGUGUGUCGUACUCCCUUUGGAAAAUUGCAAUUGUGCCGUUUGUUUGGAACCUUUUUUGGAGAGGGACCCCAGAAUUCUGAAUUGCUUUCAUACUUUUUGUUUUAAGUGCUUGGAAGAAUGUGGAAAAAAUUUACUGCGCGGUCAAAUAUUUUGCUGUCCCGUUUGCAGACGAGCAACUUUUUGGCCAGCGGAAGGUGCAGGUGGUUUUCAGAAGAAUUACUAUUUCGAUAAUACGAAACGAGUUUCACAUUUUGAGAAGAAAGCCCCCCAACGAAGACAAUCUUCUACCUGUACCUCAGUGUCUACUUCUGCAUCAACCUCCUCAACUCAAACGUCUCGAAAAGCUUUGUACGAAUCACUGUGUUUCUGUAAUAAUGGCUAUUUCGAAACUUGUUAUAACAUUAUACAAAUUUUCGCCGCUGAUAACAGAAUUGUAACUUUAGAGCGCUUGAUGGAUGGUCAAUCGGCGAUUGUAGAAUACGACUUUGAGGGUAGAAAUAUCGGAACACUAUAUACAUUGAGAGAAGCAACUUGCAUUGCAUUAAAUGGCUCGACUUUGGCCGUUGGCUGUGAACGUGGAUAUGUAAAGGUUCUGAAGCAUAUUGACAAUAAUUGGAAGUUGACGUCGACGUUUAGUUUGACGAAAAUGCUUACCUGCCGAAGAGACCGAUGCAUUGAACAAGUUGCACUGAAUAACGAUAUGCUAUACGUUAUCCCUGAAGCAUUGUUGGAAGAUGAAAAAAGUUGUAUUAGAAUCUCGUUAGAAGAUGAUCCCGAUCAGACGUUUGUCGAUUUUCCAAAAUUUGACAAUACUUACGUCAGUCUAUUGAUAAGAGACGAAACAGUUUUUGCCUGUAGUACAGAAUCGUUUAUAAUGUCAACCGAAAGAACAACAAAGAUUGAAAAGAGGAUACAAGCUGGCUUUCACUUACGUUCCAUGUCGCCGAAUUGUAUUUGUUUUAUGAACAAUAAUAUUCUAAUGGCUGAAAGUCAUUACUUACAUAUGUACGAUGAAAAUGGCGAUUUUCUAACAAGUAUGGAUAUUGGCUUAGAAAUGGAUCGAAUAUUUUAUGUGAAAAAGUCAAAAAUUCUAUUUGCAACGAAAGGAAAGCGUGUCUAUGUCUACACGUGUUAA